Epinephelus lanceolatus (giant grouper) is the source of this 957-nucleotide messenger RNA. NCBI's taxonomy places the organism in Eukaryota, Metazoa, Chordata, Actinopteri, Perciformes, Serranidae. The record is from RefSeq and is a predicted model, not a curated record.
AUGGCUCGUUUAGAGAGGCUUGCUCUACAAAACAGAGAACCUGCCGUUAGGAAAAGGGUUUUGAGAGACCGAAUCCACCCUUUGGAUGUGUACGAUGACUUCGAUAUUUACUGUCGGUACCGGUUCAGGCACGACCAGAUAAUGUGGAUCACGGACAUGCUGGCUCCGGCAAUUGAGCACGGGUCUGAGUCAAACGGGGCUCUACCUCCGUCGCUACAAGUGACAAUCGCAUUGCGAUACUUCGCUACGGGGUCAAUGCAGAAUGUGGUUGGGGACACGAUCCAAGCCCACAAAAGUACUGUGUGCCGGGCAGUGCGUCGGGUGGCGCUGGCGUUGUGUGGGCACCUCAACAACUACGUGCAGCUGCCCUCAGGAGCGAGACAGGACGUGGUGAGGCAGAAAUAUCAUAACAUUGCCGGCUUCCCGGAUGUGGUGGGAUGUGUCGAUGGGACACAUUUCAAAAUAAAAGCGCCCAGCAACCACGAAAACGCCUAUGUCAACAGGAAGGGUUUUCAUUCGCUGAAUGCCCAGCUUGUUUGUGACCCCGAUCUAAUUUUGACUAAUUGUGUUAUUAAAUGGCCCAGCUGUAAGCAUGACAGCUUUAUACUGCGACAAUCCAGCAUCUAUACAGACUUUGAGGAGGGCAGAGCUACAGGGAUGCUCUUGGGUGAUUCGGGCUACCCACUCAAAAGAUGGCUUAUGACCCCCUACAUAAAUGCUGACACCCUCCCCAAGAGACGUUACAAUGAGGCCCACAGCAAAACCCGCAACGUCAUUGAACGCUGCAUAGGGGUCCUUAAGCAGAGAUGGGCAUGCCUUCACAAAGGCAUCACAAUGGAUCCAGAUAGGGCAGCUGUGGUGGCAGGGGCAUGUUGUGUCCUCCACAACAUGGCCAUGUUGUGGAAGGUUCCUUAUGAUGUAGACCCAAAGCAGCCAGAGGAGGAGGAAGAGCCUUAG